Molecule: messenger RNA, 347 nt
Organism: Cylicostephanus goldi
Lineage: Eukaryota; Metazoa; Nematoda; Chromadorea; Rhabditida; Strongylidae
Source: the annotation of a GenBank genome assembly
AUGAUCGACGACAAAUUUGCUAACGCCGAUCGCUUUACCAUCCAACGACAGAUCAAUCCACAAUACGAUGAAUCCAGCGAUGCUGAACGGCGUUCAGAACCGAAACGGUGGCAAAAACAACCUACCAUUGUGGCAAAACGGAAUGCUCGUGAACGGACGAGGGUUCAUACGGUAAAUCAGGAAGGGGCUGAAGAUUUCUUUCCAACAAUGGCGAAUAAUUAUCUCAUAAUUGAAAGUAUUAAUGUAAGUUGGUUCGAAAUCAAGGCAUAUUUUUCUUACCUAUUCUUCCAAACAUCAGUUUCGUGGGUAAAACCGUUUUUUUCGGGAACUUUUCGUACUAUCUGAAA